UUGUUGAUAUGUGAAACCUUAGCUUUUAGCCACAUCUUAAUGCAUCAUGGUAAAGUAAGGGGUUUGCUUUGAUGACUGGCAGCGACUUGUGAGCCACUGCUUUACAUUUUAACUUCACAAACAAUAUACAGCGUACAUGUUAACUUGACGUUACGUGGUUAUAGUGGUUUUUGUUAGAAGUGAGGGCAGUUUGUGGGUGUUGCUAGCUAACCUAACGUCACUAACGUUAACUUAAGCAAGCUAACGUUAGCUUAGCGAGCUGUCUGUUUUCAAUUUCACCGUUACAUUUAGACUCUGUUGUUUCAAAUGUCUAACGCCACGGAAAUGAUCUUGGCACCCGAAUGGGACGACGAAGAGCGGAUGAAUUUUAUGUUCUCGGACUUCAAUGAGAACCGAGAUGUCAACACCACGGACUGGGACAGUAAGAUGGACUUCUGGACGGCUCUGAUUGUUAAAGCCUGCCGGGACCGAGGUACCGUGUGUGUCAGCCUGAAGGAGCUCAACAAGACCUUCAGGAGGAAAGAGAGAUCCCCACUGGGCUUGGCGACUGUCAUCCAGUCCAUGGCCAGAUGUGGGAAGAUCCAGAGGGAGUCAGAGUUUGCUGCCAACAUGGACUGUGGCUGGCUGUCCUGGGGUGUGGGCCUGCUGCUGGUGAAGCCUCUCAAAUGGACCUUCUCCACCCUUCUGGGAAGCAGCCAGGUGUCUCUGGAGGAGUCCUUUGUUGUCAUUGAACUAGUGAAGGAGAAAGCAGCAGAAUUACUCAAGGUGUACCGAACCAGUGAGUUUUCCAGGUGCUCCAUCAUUUCAUUUCAAGAGCUCUGUACUCUCUCCGCUGAUGUCUGUGCGGAUGAGAGCACGCUGUGCAUGGCUCUCCUGCAGCUGCAGAGGGACAAGCAAGUGACGGUUUCAUUGCACGAAGGAGAGAAGAUUGUCAAGUUUUGUCAGGCUGGGCAAGAUCACAUUUCUCAAGUCAGCGAUGUGGAUAUGGGCAUCUACAAGCUGCAGCGCAGUCAGAAGCUUCUGGAAGAGCGGGUGGAGAAACUGGGCCUUGAGGCAGACAAGUGCAAAGAGGAAGCAAGGCUACUGCUGAAAGAAGGAAAGAAAUCACAGGCACUGAGGUGUUUAAGAGGACGUAAGAGGGUAGAAAAGAGAGCCGAGAGCUUGUUUGCCAAACUGGAGUCCAUCAGAGGAAUCCUGGACAGAAUAGCUCAGUCACAGACUGAUAAGAUGGUGAUUCAAGCAUAUCAGGCCGGAGUGUCCGCCCUGAGACUGUCUCUGAAGGAUGUGACUGUGGAGCGGGCUGAGAGCCUCGUGGAUCAAAUUCAGGAGUUAUGUGACACUCAAGAUGAGGUGAACCAAACGAUAUCCAGCGUGGCCAGCGCAGAUGAAGACAUAGAUGAGUUGGAGGAGGAACUAAAAUCUUUGAUAGCUGAGUCAAAGCCGGAUAGUAUCUCAAGGUUCCCUGAGGUUCCAACCAACGUCCUGGGACCCCCCGGGGAGCACAGCCUCGGGGGGUCCGACCUGCUCAGCUCUCUGCCUGCGGUGCCUUACAGCCCCCUGGAUAUUACCGAUGAGCAGCUGGAGGAAGAAUUAAAUAACCUCACAGAUUCAGGCUUUGAACAGGAGAAGAAGACGUCUCCAGCCAGGAGAUUAGAGCCUGCUCAGUGACGACACGGACAGAACAUGGCAAGUUUAAAGCUCGACGUCAACAUAUCGAACUCUAUCUCUUAAGACGUUUCUGUGAGCCAGGGUUCAUAGAAUGAGAUAAAGUAAUGAAAAACUACAUAAGCAAUUGCUAAAUCUUAACUGUAAGAGCUGUUAAAUAAAUAUAUCAGGAUGAAAACAAGGCACUUUCCUGAGUUAAUGAACAUACAAAUGCCUUUUCUUUGGAGGCAUGCCAAAAAGAAAUGCUUUUCAACUUGGAAGUUCAAAAGUGAACAUUUUAACAGUUUAAGAUAUUCUUUUUGGUAUGCCACCACGAGGAAUGCUUUUAAGUUUGCGGUAUUUUUGACAAGAGUGUGAACCAGUAUAUUUGUGGUUUGUGAUGUGUGUUUAUUGAUGUCUUUAAACGUCCCUCAUUGACUAAUUGUGAAGUGUAUUAAGUGGCCUUUGUACAUGUUAAACUGAAAGUAAAGAGAAUAUAAUGCCAAAUGAUUAAACAAACAAGUAUGUGUGGACUGAGAACUAAGUGAGUUUAACCAAAUAUGUUUCUCAAAAAUAAAAUGUAUUUUAAUCA
Trematomus bernacchii (emerald rockcod) is the source of this 2236-nucleotide messenger RNA. RefSeq names its product charged multivesicular body protein 7 (gene chmp7). Lineage: Eukaryota; Metazoa; Chordata; Actinopteri; Perciformes; Nototheniidae. The coding region runs from base 307 to 1668 and encodes 453 amino acids. The record is from RefSeq and is a predicted model, not a curated record. The transcript has 10 exons. Gene Ontology annotation, cellular component: multivesicular body; ESCRT III complex; cytoplasmic side of plasma membrane. Gene Ontology annotation, biological process: vesicle budding from membrane; late endosome to vacuole transport via multivesicular body sorting pathway.